Messenger RNA from Oryzias melastigma (Indian medaka), 2380 nucleotides. RefSeq names its product coiled-coil domain-containing protein 148. NCBI's taxonomy places the organism in Eukaryota, Metazoa, Chordata, Actinopteri, Beloniformes, Adrianichthyidae. The record is from RefSeq and is a predicted model, not a curated record. Bases 450 to 1979 code for a protein of 509 amino acids. The transcript is spliced from 14 exons.
AUGCAGAAAAGCUGGUUCUGCAAAUGAAAAACGGCCUUAGCAGUUCAAGGUACAGACCUGCUGAACACAAAAGACUACAAGCGCUUAUUGAUGCAGAGCGCCUGGAGUGUGAUCUAAUGGGACAAAAGUUGGAAGGAAACAAUUUAUUCCUGUUGGGCUUUAAACCUUGUCAUAUACUAGGUUCAGAGGACCUGCUGUGCAGCCAAGGCAACCAAGGAGAGCUCCUUAUUACGGCAGCACAGACAGGUGUGGAGCAGAGAGUGCCCCAGGCUGCAAAAGGCUAAUCAUGACACGGAAAAGUGGCGGAGAGCUGGCAGAAGCGGGAGUUUGAGGCAGAAGUGUGGGUCCGGGGCAUGGCAGUCUUGCCUCUUUGAAGGGAGAAGGGCAGUUCUAGCUCUGGGGUGCAGCUUAUUUGGCUGUGUAAUGACUGUCUGAGCCACCCAAGGUUAAUGAUGUACACAAUGCAGCAGGCCGAAGACGCCCUCCAGGAUUUUCUGGAGAAGAUCGAGCCAAACAGUUCCACAAACACUGGCCUCUUCUCUCUUCAAGAAUAUGGUCUGUCUCUUGUGAGGGAGCGGGAGGCUUUCAGGAGAGCCACUAUGGAGCCUGCUCAGCAGCUGAGAGAUGAGCUGCACCUCAGUUUGUAUGAAGGACAACGACUACCACUCGGAGAACAUUUAGGACACCUGGAUGGAGUAAAACAGCAGAUAAAGGCUGUGAAAGAUCAUCAGGGAGUUAUAAUCACAAACCUCCAUGAAGAGCAGCGGAACACUGAAGAAGAGAUCAGGAGCCUUGAUUUAGAGAAAUAUUUUCCUAGUUCCUCUGAUAAUUUGGUAAACAUCGAUGAAGUUCCCAUAGAGGUUUUGGAUGCAGACUGCCCUUACCCAGAGCUGAAGGAGUCACUGAUCCAAGCCUUCCAGUCCAUGUCAGAGAGCUACAGGAGUAGGCUGCAGAGUUUGCAGGAGCAACUUCAAAACACAGAUAGGUUUUGUGGCUGGGGUUCCGAUGACCACCAUGGUUUCCAGUUUGUUGAGUCCAUGUACACACAGGACAUACCCAGACACAGAACCCUCUGCAUGGACAUGCUGCAGAGGCUGUUCCCUGAGAAAACAAGACAGGAACUGGUGGAGCAUGAGCGUUUGUGGGACUCGCAGCGCUUCACCCAGACACAGCUGACAGUUGUGACCCAGCAGUGGGAGAGAGACCUGGAGGAGCUGCUGGCCAGAGCCCUGGUCACCCUACAGGAGGCAAAACAUGCGCACCAGCAGGAGAUGCAGCUCCACAGGGACCGCCAGCACCAGCAGGAGAUCUGCUGGCACCUCAAAGAAAAACUGCAGCAGUGGCGGGCCCAGCAGGAAGAGGUGGCAAAGCUGGAGGCAGCCAUAGCAGCGCGACAACGAGAGGAAGAGAAGGCGAGGGUGAAGAGGGAGAAAGAGAAGGAAGCUGCCGUCAGGCUGCAGCACAAGGAAAAAGUGAGACAGUUUUAUUUGACACAGGAAAAGAGGAGGGAGGCGCUGGAGCAGAGGGAGGAGGAGAGACUGGCUGCUCUGAGGAGUGUCAUGGAGGAGCAGGCGAGGCGGGACAGGCAAAGGGUGCAGUUACGGGCAGAUAUGUUGCUGCGGCGGCAAGAAGAGAGAGGGGAGCUGGAGCUUGAGCGGCAGAGAGAAGAACAAGCCAGACAGAAUCGUCUGGAAGCUCUCAGAAAGCAGGUGGAGGUGGUGGCAGAGGCAGAUCCAGUGAGGAUGACGGCUAACACCAAAGCUUGGAGCAGCCGGAUGCUGGAUAAAGAGUACCAGAAGCCUCUCUACAGCCUCAACACAUACACCGACACACAGAUAGUGUCUGAUCCGAGACUGCGGGUCGAGCAGGCUCUGCGGGAGGCUGGGCUGCACCAAAGCCGCUACGCCACAAAGGUUCUGUCUGAAGUCAAACCCCUCAAACCGCCUCGACGUGACACCAAAUCCAAGCUUAAGUUUUGAUCGUUUUUUAUUUUAGUCAAGUCUGAGCCUGACUGGGAUCUUGCAUUGAAUAUUUGCACAAGUAUUUUAUUUAGCGUGGGAAAAAAAACCCAGAUAACUCCUGAAAUAACUUUGUUAAUCUGUCAUAAAAGCAGAUAAAGUAAACCCAAUAUGUGACCUCUGCACCUUUUCUGCAGGAUUUUUUUGGUUUUAAAUUUAUAUUAAAACUUAUAUUUGAAAUGCACCUCUCAAACUUGUUUGAUAACAAAUUUACAAAACAAAAGUUUUUCUUUUGUCACAGUAAAUAAAUUUUAUUCAGAAUUUAAUAGUUUGUGGUCUAUGUGCAAUUUACAACCGUUGUAGUAAUAUGGAAACCAGUCGACAUAACAUUUUUAUUUGCUCACAUAAAUAUCAAAGGAUUU